AUGAUAUUACAAACAGCACGAGAAUUAGAAUUGUGGCACCGGUUCUGGACUUUAAAGGAUGAAGAAGACACUAACCUCGACUUCGUGUCCGUUUUAGCUAAGACCGAAUUUUACAAAGCAAUUAAGAAGGCAAUAAUGGUUUGCUUAGCACUCUCGUGCACAACUGCUUCCACUAAGAGGACGUUCAGCACCCUUAGGAGAGUGAAAACCUGGUUGAAGUCCACAAUGGCCCAUGAAGGAUUAAGUGGACUGUGCUUGAUCAGUCUACACAGAAAACUAGUAUCGAACGACCAAAACUUCAAGGAAAGGCUUUAAAAAAAUUCGCUGAAAAGAAAACAAGA
Molecule: messenger RNA, 341 nt
Organism: Psylliodes chrysocephalus
Lineage: Eukaryota; Metazoa; Arthropoda; Insecta; Coleoptera; Chrysomelidae
Source: the annotation of a GenBank genome assembly